AUGUAUCACGUUAAGUUGACACCAACAAAUUGUAAUUGUGAAAAAAAAAAUAUUUGUAACGUUGCAGUGUUUGGAAAGGCCAUUCAUGCACUUUCACGAAUUGGAGAUGAGCUGUGGUUGGAUCCCACCGUCAAAGGGCUCGCUCUGAGAUCAGUGAAUUCCUCUCAGUCUGCAUAUGGCUGCUUCUUAUUCUCAUCGAUGUUCUUCCACAACUACAGCCUGGCAUCAGAGCAGACGAGUGAAUUGAUUAAAUGCAAGCUUUACGUGAAGUCUUUGCUACCACUUUUCCGAUGUUUGACUUCUAUCGAACGAAAUGUGGAGCGAUGUCAGAUCUCAUUGAGUACUCCCAAUGACAAAAUAAUGAUAAAGUUCGUCUGUCGGCACGGCAUCACCAAAACCCAUAACCUGUGUUACCAGGAGAGUGCAGCUCUGCGGGCAGUGUUUGAUUCACAUCUCUGUCCCAAUGUGCUAAAGGGUCCUGCCAGGCUUCUUGCAAAUAUGGUGAUGCACUUCCAAAGAUCCCAGGAGGAAGUCACCCUCUCCAUAAGUCCUCUCCAAGUCAUUCUGAGAAAUUACCAUGAUGGAAGAAAUGAUCACAUGAAGAUGAUGUUCACUGAGAUGUCCUUACACCCCGACGAGUUUGACAAUUUUCUGUGCGGAGGGGACUCGGCCAUAACCUUCUGUCUGAAGGAGCUGAGGGGUCUGCUGUCCUUUGCGGAGAUGCACUGCCUACCAGUUUCCGUGCAGUUUGGUGCUGCAGGAAUGCCUGUGUGCUUUUCUGUGGCGGACACGGUCCUGGAGGCCACUGUGGUGUUGUCUACUUUGACAGAAAGUGGAGCCCAUUCCCAGUCCCAACCAACAAAUAUCCCAGACCCAACUUCACAGACCAGGCACACAGAUGUUGCAGCUAGAGAUCAACCCUCGAAUCAUCACGCUGGCAUGGAAGUGGUCGCAUCCAGCCAGGGUAGCCCCAUCAACCCAUCAACUCCUCUGGUGGAGCUUCACAAGCGCACCCUUCUUACACUUGGCACCCCCGAUGCGACUGCGAGUGGCGCAUCCUCAAUGGUUUGCUCCCUCCUGUUCCGGGCUUUGUCAUCAGAGCAGAAUGAUGAGAGAGCAACUGUUCUGGCUUGUGACAGCGACAUGGAGGAGGAAGAUGGAGACAAUAGAAGGACCCCCCAGUAUUAGUGGUCAUCUGGACUUACUUACAUCUGGACUUACUUUGUCUACUUGUUCACAGUCCUCAUUUAUCUAAUUCUUAAGAGGAUGUAUUGGGUUAUUUAUUGCAUCUGUAAUUCAAAUCAUUUAACAGGAAAAUGAAAUGUUUAGCAUAUGAGUUGGUCUGCAAAUGAAUUGCAUCAGUCAUUUCAUACAAGAGAAUAAUAAAUACUAUCUUUAUUUAAAUAUUGUACAGCAGAUCUGCAUUGAAGUGUACACUCAAAAUAUACAGACAUGCUCUUGCUUGUCUGGAGGACAACGAAGAAAUUCUUCUCGGUGGAAGUAGUCUGGAGUAGCCGUACCACCCAACCAGGAAAUUGCCGAGUCACGUUAAGAUUGCCCUCAGACACGUAAUAAUGCUUUCCAAUAUAGCAUUCCAUGCUUUUCUCUGACUCCCUUUUGUCUUCCAAUGUUCUCUUAAUUAAAUAAACAGUUCUUUAGUGCAAUCUUGUAAACUGGAAUCUUAUAUGGAUGGCUUUAUCACUGUCACUCAGAGCUUGUGACUGACUUGAGCAAAAUAAUUUCAGCAAAGUAUAGGUAAAACUAAUUUUCAAGACUGCGGGACAAGAUGGGGACAUUUUAACUCAUGGCUACUUGCAGUUUGAGCUCACCAACUGGCACACUGUGAGGAAUUUAAAGAAUUAUGUUUGCCAGUAUCAACAUUGGAUACAAGGCACAUCAUUACCAAACUACGGAAAAUUAUUAGACUAAAAAGGUGUGGUCGUCACGAUACACAAUAUGUGAUGCAUAUAAAAAGAAGCAGCAUCUUAUGGUGCUCCAGCAACAAAUCAAAAAUGCCAAUUAUGUUUUGAGUCGGUUUAAGGUAAACUAUUUGGUUAAAGUAAAAAAAAAAAA
This is a messenger RNA of Syngnathus acus (greater pipefish), 2073 nucleotides long. It is a transcript of the gene rad9b, whose product is annotated as RAD9 checkpoint clamp component B. Bases 1 to 1188 code for a protein of 395 amino acids. The transcript is spliced from 11 exons. The record is from RefSeq and is a predicted model, not a curated record. Gene Ontology annotation, cellular component: checkpoint clamp complex. NCBI's taxonomy places the organism in Eukaryota, Metazoa, Chordata, Actinopteri, Syngnathiformes, Syngnathidae. Gene Ontology annotation, biological process: DNA replication checkpoint signaling; DNA repair; cellular response to ionizing radiation.